AUGUUUACUGUCGCAGUGUUGCUAGCCUUUUGUGGAAUUGCCACCUGUGGGCGUUUGGAUAAUGUCUACCUUCCACCAAGCGUGCCUGGUGCUCAUGGACCUUUCCCAUCAGGGCGCCUCCCGGGCGCUCCCUUCGCAAAGGUAAAUCCGGUACCUUUCGCCGGACCCGCGCCCUUCGCCGGAGCGUACAACGCGGGACCCCAUGUCCCAAUUCUUCGCUACGACAACCGCAACGAAGGUGACGGACAAUACGCCUUCAACUACGAGACCGCGAACGGUAUCGCCGCCCAAGAGCAGGGACGCUUGAAGGGCCCAGACAGUUUGGAAGCGCACGGAUCCUUCGCGUACACCUCACCAGAAGGUCAACACAUUUCGCUCACCUACGUUGCCGAUGAGAACGGUUUUCAGCCGAGUGGCGCCCAUCUCCCGACCCCGCCGCCAAUUCCGGAAGCGAUCCUGAGGUCGAUCGAGCAAAAUCUCGCGGAAGAGGCGCGCGGACACGUUGAUGAUGGACAGUACCGAGGAGACCACCACCACCACCAAUACAACGCUCAGCAUUAUGACGCCCAUCAUCAGGGAUAUAGGUACUAG
Messenger RNA from Photinus pyralis (common eastern firefly), 591 nucleotides. RefSeq names its product pupal cuticle protein 20-like. Lineage: Eukaryota; Metazoa; Arthropoda; Insecta; Coleoptera; Lampyridae. The coding region runs from base 1 to 591 and encodes 196 amino acids. Gene Ontology annotation, molecular function: structural constituent of chitin-based larval cuticle. The record is from RefSeq and is a predicted model, not a curated record. Gene Ontology annotation, cellular component: chitin-based extracellular matrix. The transcript has 2 exons.